This is a messenger RNA of Hyaena hyaena (striped hyena), 1537 nucleotides long. It is a transcript of the gene C1QL3, whose product is annotated as complement C1q like 3. The transcript has 2 exons. The coding region runs from base 547 to 1314 and encodes 255 amino acids. Gene Ontology annotation, molecular function: protein binding. The record is from RefSeq and is a predicted model, not a curated record. NCBI's taxonomy places the organism in Eukaryota, Metazoa, Chordata, Mammalia, Carnivora, Hyaenidae.
ACCGAGCCGGCGACGGAGGAGAAGGAGGCAGAAAAAGGCAACUUCAGACGGAAAGUUGGUGCGAACUGGCGCAGUCGGCAAAAACGGAAAAGUCGAUCGCGGGCGGCGGCGGCGGCGGCGGCAUAAAAGUGUGAGCGGCGCCCGGCCGGCGCGAGAGGCGGCGGCCCGCUCUGCGCUCCCGGCGGCCGCGCCGGCGCCCGAGGCGCAGCCACAGGUGCGAAGGGGCUCCCGGGAGGCGAGGGGGCGCCCUGCGCACCCCUCCCCCAGCCCCCACCCCCCAGCCCGGGACUUCGGCUCAAGUCACUCGGCGUCCGAGCUCCCUCCCCAGCCGCAGCCGCAGCCGGGGGAGCAGAAGUCGGCGGGGAGCGGCCGGCGCGCGCCCGCCCAGGGGAGUUGGGGUUCGCAGGGGGUUGUUUUCGGCUCUGAGGAGGUCCCCGCCCAACCUUCAAAAUUUUGUCCAAAAGCAGACAAGAGGAUCGCCCCGCGCUGAGCCGGCUGGUGGGCAGCAGGAGGCGCCUGAUCGCCGCCGGGGCGCUGGGGGUGGUGAUGGUGCUGCUGCUGGUCAUCCUCAUCCCGGUGCUGGUGAGCUCGGCCGGCACGUCGGCGCACUACGAGAUGCUGGGCACCUGCCGCAUGGUCUGCGACCCCUACGGGGGCACCAAGGCGCCCAGCACGGCCGCCACGCCCGACCGCGGCCUCAUGCAGUCCCUGCCCACCUUCAUCCAGGGCCCCAAAGGCGAGGCCGGCAGGCCGGGGAAGGCGGGCCCGCGCGGGCCCCCCGGGGAGCCCGGGCCGCCGGGCCCCGCGGGCCCUCCGGGCGAGAAGGGCGAGCCCGGCCGCCAAGGCCUGCCGGGCCCGCCCGGGGCGCCCGGCCUGAACGCGGCCGGGGCCAUCAGCGCCGCCACCUACAGCACGGUGCCCAAGAUCGCCUUCUACGCCGGCCUCAAGCGGCAGCACGAAGGCUACGAGGUGCUCAAGUUCGACGACGUGGUCACCAACCUCGGUAACCACUACGACCCCACCACGGGCAAGUUCACCUGCUCCAUCCCGGGCAUCUACUUCUUCACCUACCACGUCCUGAUGCGCGGGGGCGACGGCACCAGCAUGUGGGCCGAUCUCUGCAAAAACAACCAGGUGCGUGCCAGCGCCAUUGCCCAAGACGCCGAUCAGAAUUACGAUUAUGCCAGUAACAGUGUGGUUCUUCAUUUGGAGCCAGGAGAUGAAGUGUACAUCAAAUUAGAUGGCGGGAAAGCCCACGGAGGAAAUAACAACAAAUACAGCACAUUUUCUGGAUUUAUUAUUUACGCUGACUGAUCAGGCAGAAACUAAGCUUAUUGUUCUGAGUUUGGACACUGGAUUCGUGUGGCCAACGUCAGUGAAUCAAGGAUCCCAGGGGAUGCCAGUUGCAGGGCGCCUCAGUUGUGUAUAUGUGGGGAAUUCAAAUGCUACCUGACUCACAUCUGUAUACUCAGAAACAUUCUGUAAAAAUAUAUAUAUAUAUAUUAAAAGCAAGAUAAGCAGAUGUGUUAUCCACUAC